CACUCUUUUCUUCUCUCAAAUUUAUUUUCCUCAAUUCAAAAUCCAAAUCUGUGAGUAGCCCACUCCCCGCCUCUUCUUUGAUUAUUGAUACAGCUUUACUAUACUAACAACAAUAUAGGACACCAGUAAGGUCUUUGGUUAACAGUGACGUGUUUUGACUUCCGUUGUUGAUCAAUUUUAGUUGUCAUUGUGAACUGUUGAAGUAGAUUUACAUCUCUCUUUGUCGGUGGUAGUUGAUGCAUUGAUAUUUAACUGUUUGUGUUCUACGAUUCUUGACUUGUUUAAGCGUUGGAAAAUUUUCUGAAUUCAUCCCAUGGAUGUGCUUCAGCAACCUUUUACUUAAUUUGCAUCUACACCACUAAUCAGAAAGGUGGUUGAUUUAAAUUGACUAUGAAUUUUGACUUCUAUUCUUGGUUGGCUAAAGCAGUUGAUUUGUGUCAGUGUUGAUCUUUGCCUUACACCAACGUUGAACUAUGUUCUUGGUCGUUGGUAAUCAUUAUUGUGCUUCGUGGAUCCCUCUCACUUAUGUUGAACUCCGUUGUUGGUUGAGGUUAGUCGUUGGUUAUCAUUAUUGUUCUUUGUGGAUCCCUCUCACUUAUGUUGAACUCCGUUGUUGGUUGUUGUUAGUCGUUGGUUAUUGGUCUUAUUGUUCUUCGUGGAUCCCUCUCACUUAUGUUGAACUCCGUUAUUGGUUGUUGUUAGUCGUUGGUUAUUGGUCUUAUUAUUUUGUGGAUCCUUCUCACUUAUGUUGAACUCCGUUGUUGGUUGAGGUUAGUCGUUGGUUAUCAUUAUUGUUCUUUGUGGAUCCCUCUCACUUAUGUUGAACUCCGUUGUUGGUUGAG
Molecule: messenger RNA, 842 nt
Organism: [Candida] anglica
Lineage: Eukaryota; Fungi; Ascomycota; Pichiomycetes; Serinales; Debaryomycetaceae
Source: the annotation of a GenBank genome assembly